Molecule: messenger RNA, 993 nt
Organism: Mesorhabditis spiculigera
Lineage: Eukaryota; Metazoa; Nematoda; Chromadorea; Rhabditida; Rhabditidae
Source: the annotation of a GenBank genome assembly
AUGAAAGCCCACUCGGAGCGGGAAAACACGCGGAAAAUGUUGCUAUACGGUAUUCUCGCGUUCUCGACGGUUACGGUUUAUGGGGCGGUGACGUCUGGUUCGCCGGUGAAGAACAUGUCGUCGUCAGCUGCUGGGGAUGGGCCGAAAUACAUGGUGGAAGAGCGCGGAUCCCCCUACACCCUCGACUAUCGCCUCUAUUUCAAGGGACCGCAGGGCUACAUCUCCCCGUGGCACGACAUCCCGCUGUUCGCCGACGAGCCGUCGAAGACGUACAACAUGAUCGUCGAGAUCCCGCGCUGGUCGAACGCCAAAAUGGAGAUUUCCACCAAGGAGCCGUUGUCGCCAAUCAAGCAGGACGAGAAGAAGGGUGUCCCCCGCUUCGUGCACAACGUCUUCCCCCACAAGGGAUACAUCUGGAACUAUGGCGCUCUUCCUCAGACAUGGGAAGACCCGAACCACAUUGCGCCCGAGACCGGGGCCAAGGGAGACAACGACCCCAUUGAUAUCAUCGAGAUUGGAAGUGUCGUCCGGCACAGGGGAGAGGUCGUUCCGGUGAAAGUGGUUGGAACGCUUGCCCUGCUUGAUGAGGGAGAGACCGACUGGAAACUGGUGGCCAUUGCCGUCGACGAUCCGCUGGCCGACAAGUUGAACAACACGGCCGAUGUCGAGGUCCACUUCCCGGGACUCCUCAAGGCGACGUACGACUGGUUCAAGCACUACAAGAUCCCCGCCGGCAAGCCCGCCAACGAGUUCGCCUUUGAUGGGCAGUACAAGGAGGCCGAUUUUGCUCACAAGGUGAUCAACGAGACGCACGACUACUGGAAGAAGCUGAUGAAGGAACCCUCCCCAGCACUAAACACCCAAUCACUGCAACCCGAAGCUGUACACCAAGUCACCCAGGAUCUAUGGGCUCAGCAGGUGGCCUCGCAGCCUCCCUUGGGCCAGCCAGCCGACAUCCCGGUGGAAGUGGACAAGUGGCAUUUCAUCCAGUUC